AGAAAUUUCGAGCAUUAUUCCAACGACUGACCAGUCGAGGUAUCUUCCGGUGAAUAUCCUACAUUUUACGUCUAGACUCAUGCAUUGGCUUGUGUCGCGAUAUUGGAACUGCAGCGCUACAGUGAGGGAACGUGGAUAUGAAGACACCUUUUGAUCGCCGCGGCCGUUGUAUAUCCAGACGAUGCAUCUCGCGUUCGUGGUCGUGCCCCCACCCUGGCAACAAUGAAGGGUACACUCAAGUGGUCCGCGAAAAUUUCUACCCUCGUCUCUCCGGCUCUUCGAAGUGCCGUACUGUCCUGCAGUUCUUAGCUACGCAUCGCGCUCUCUUUCGCGAUCCCCUGCUCCAUAUACAUCACGCGCUGCUACAUAACAUAUCUGCGUCAAGCUCCCCGCAUACCACCAUUGCUAUUCCUACGCUCAGACAUCUAUCUUCUCCAUCUGGUUUCCACGUCUUCCAAGCCGUAUGCUCCGCCGUCGAUCACCAUCCCACGACCACUACAUUCCCGAUUCAUACGCUCUCACGUACAGACUAUCGGCUGGAACCAACGCACAAGGCCUCCGUCGACCAAACGAUCUUGGUCAAAAUUCCCCAAUGGUCGUCUACCCGUCUAUCUCGUCGUCUUCGUGGCGUUGCCGGUGACGCUUUCAGCGAAUCGCAGUGGAGAUUGAUUUGGAUGAGUGAUCCGAGACGAACUCAGCGGAUCCAUCAAAUGCAUCUCCGCCUCGAGACUCCCGAAGGCAAAGCGGUCUAUAUUUUAUUUCAUGCCAAGGUGCAUGCUCCCACGCUCGUAUCUGCACGACGUCCACAAUCUCUAAAAAUAACAUCAAGCCGCCAUACCACGCAAUGGCCCGUGGCGACAUGACAAGAUCAGGCGAUACACGCUCAGCAGCGAACGAUUCUAGCCGCUGGAUGCUCAAAAGAGCCCUCACUGUCUCUCCUCCCCUGUGACCUACGCAGCUGCUCGAUCAGCCCGGGAUCACCUCGAUCCUC
Molecule: messenger RNA, 991 nt
Organism: Laetiporus sulphureus 93-53
Lineage: Eukaryota; Fungi; Basidiomycota; Agaricomycetes; Polyporales; Laetiporaceae
Exons: 1
Coding region: 138-863 (241 amino acids)
Source: RefSeq, a predicted model, not a curated record